GUUUCUGUCUGUGAUUUUGGAGAAGAUCAAGGUGGAGAGAGGGUUUAUGGGACAUGAUCUCCUGCAGUGUCUCUGUAGGGUUUAUGUAGGCGUGUGUCAACAGAGAGGAGACUUUCACAAAGCACAUGCUCUCGCCUACAAACUCCUUAAAGAAGACUUUCUUGAAGCCCCCAAAGUGAUUAUGGUCAUGGUGACAGCAUGGCCAAGUUUUUUGUCCUAUGAAAGUUCUUUAUGCCGAGCGAUUCACAUAGUGAGCAACCUGAAAGCAAAGGGAAAGAUAUUUCACUUGCUCACCAAGUAUCUGCACUGGGAUGAGGAGCCUCCAGGAAACAUCCACAAUGCUAUCACCAGCACCCUGAAGUCUUUUCUGGAAGACAGCAGUCUGAGGUUCCUGGAGAACAGCUGGUAUGGUUAUGAUCUUUGCCCUGCUACCUGGAACUACAUCUUCAGCCUGGAUCUUCUGUGUGCACAACUGGGCUGGACUUGGACCAUUACCAAUAUUAUACGGAAGGACCUUUGGCUGAUCCUGAACACUUGGCUGAGGCAAGCAAGAACAGAGCAAACACCGUUCCGAGACGUCUGUGUAGCAGCAGUUUUCAGGCUACUUGGGCGACUUGGUCAACUAGGACUUAAGGAGAACAUGCUAAUGUCACUCGAAAACCUGGCAAAAAGCAUUAAUCAGUUUGGAAUGCAAAACUUCUCAAAAGGUAUGCCAUGGGAAGUGCAGCUCUCAGUCAUCUAUGCCACUCAUGAUCUGGCACCCAGCAACCCUGAAGCAGCUCUGAAGACAUUGGAAUCAUGGAGGAAAAACAGCACACAGCCCGUUCCCCCAGCCGUCAUCAAAUGCAUUACGCAAAUCAGCUUCCUUUGUCAUCAGACCAAGUCACAAAACUCUAAGAAACUACUGUAGUGAU
Messenger RNA from Silurus meridionalis, 914 nucleotides. Its product is annotated as little elongation complex subunit 1-like. The coding region runs from base 47 to 910 and encodes 287 amino acids. Lineage: Eukaryota; Metazoa; Chordata; Actinopteri; Siluriformes; Siluridae. The record is from RefSeq and is a predicted model, not a curated record. The transcript has 6 exons.